This is a messenger RNA of Monascus purpureus, 980 nucleotides long. Lineage: Eukaryota; Fungi; Ascomycota; Eurotiomycetes; Eurotiales; Aspergillaceae. The record is from the annotation of a GenBank genome assembly.
CCCAACUUUGCUUCGACCUUCAAACUUGAACUUCCGACUUCAUCUCUCUCUAUCUUCCCUAUACACAAUCGCUCUAUUCGUCGCUCUUUUGCCCUAAAAGGCCUGUCAUUCAUUUUUUCCCCUUCAUAUUCUCUGGAUUCUCACCAGUAGUCUUUCCUUCUCUCCCUUUUUUUUUUUUCCCUUUGCUCCUGCUACACGUUCAUAAAGUCAUCCUUGACUGUUCGGUUGUUGUCUUCGAGAUCAGAUCACCUGAGAAUCUUUCUAAUUAUUCAAUUUUCCACUGUGGCCAAAAUGCUUUUCUCAAAAUCCGCUGUUGUUUUCUCCCUUCUGGCGCUCACCCGCGUCGCAGUGGGCGCUCUCCCACCUGCAUGUCUGCUCGACGUCGUUGGUGGCCAACCCAGCCCGUCUGAUCUCAAUACUAUCUGCGGCUCAAAUGCCAGCAAGAUCCAGUCCCAGAUCUCCUCUACCUGCAAGGGUAAUGCUCAGGCAGCAUUGAGCGCGUUCUCCAGCACCUGCUCUUCGGCCGGUCACAAGAUCGUCACUCAUUCAUCUACCACAUCUGGCGCUGAGACUUCCACAACUGGCACCCACGGUACUCCUACUUCUGGCCCUACCUCUGCCACCCCAGCCAUUUCAGGAUCAAUCGUUCCGUCAAGCUCUGGCUUUGUUACCGCUGUUGCUACGCCCUCUCCUUCCGGUUAUCCCAGCGGUAUUCCCGUUGCAACUCCAAGCCAGACUCCCUCUAGUGCUUUUCCCCUUAGCAACGGAGCUUCUUCGCCGAACAAACAAAUGUCUGCCGCUGCUUUCGCCGCUGUUGUAUUUGUCGGAUUUGCGGCUACUCUGUGAGAAUAUGCUGAUACUGCCUUUGUAUCUUUGGCUUUGGAUAUCGACCUUUGACCUGCCAACUCUCGAGACAACAUCUUAUAUUAUUAUCUUAAAUAUACAAUUUCUAUAGAAAUACAAAUUGGGUGUAUGCAGAA